Messenger RNA from Loxodonta africana (African savanna elephant), 1847 nucleotides. Its product is annotated as olfactory receptor 4F3/4F16/4F29-like. The transcript has a single exon. Lineage: Eukaryota; Metazoa; Chordata; Mammalia; Proboscidea; Elephantidae. Gene Ontology annotation, molecular function: G protein-coupled receptor activity; olfactory receptor activity. Gene Ontology annotation, biological process: G protein-coupled receptor signaling pathway. The coding region runs from base 887 to 1825 and encodes 312 amino acids. The record is from RefSeq and is a predicted model, not a curated record. Gene Ontology annotation, cellular component: plasma membrane.
AGGCUUACUCAUCUUGGAGUCAGUGGACCUUGGUUCUAGUUCUAGUUCUAAUAUUAAAUAAAUUUGAUUCUGGUCAAGUUACUUAACAUAUUUGGGUAUUUAUUUUAAGGAAUCAGAUCACUCGAUUGUGGGGGUUUAAAGUCCGACAUUUUAGGGCAGGCUUGCAGGAUAGAAUCUCAAGCAUGACUUGAUGCUAUUGUUUUGAGGCAGAAAUUCUUCUCUGGGAAACCUCAGUUUUGUCUCUUACAGCCUUCAACUGCUUGAAUGAAACCCCCACUCACAUUAUCAAUGGUAAAUGCCUUAAUUUAAAGUCAACUCAUUGGAGAUUUUAACCACCUCUACAAAAUACCUUCACAGAAUCAACAAGGUUAAUCAUUCAUUAAAAACUGGGUACCAUAUCCUAGAUAUUUUAAGUUAUUAUAACCUUACUUUAUACAUAAGGUUGCCAUGAGUCAGUGCCAACUCAACGGCAACUAACAAUAGAUAGAUAAAUUGAUAGAAGAAAUUAAUCAUCACAGGUGUUAAAUGCAGAGUCAACUUGUUGGUAGAGAACUGCUCCACAUGGCAGGUACCAAAUACUCUGUGUAAACACAGUUUUAGGGUCCAUGAGCGUGUAAGGCUGGAUGAAAUGCCAAAGUGUAGAUGUUGUUGUUAGGGGUCAUCAGGUUGGUUCCGAUUUACAGCGACCAUAUAUACAACAGAAAGAAACACUGCCCGGUCCUGAGCAACUCUCACAAUAUUUGCUAUGCUUCAGCUCAUUGUUGCAGCAACUGAGGAGAUAGGGUUUCAUAAUUUUGACUUUUAGCCUUCUAGAUUAUUAAUAUAAUACUCAUAAUUUAUAUUUCUUUCUGUUCUCUUCUUUUAGAUAGCACCACCGGCAAAACCAAUGGAUGGCGCAAAUCACCCUGUGGUAUCAGAGUUUGUGUUCCUGGGACUGUCCAAUUCCUGGGAGAUCCAACUUGUCCUCUUUGUGUUCUCCUCAAUGUUUUAUGUGGCAAGCAUGAUGGGCAACUCCCUCAUUGUCCUUACAGUGACUUCUGACCCUCACUUACACUCCCCCAUGUACUUCCUGUUGGCCAAUCUCUCCUUCAUUGACCUGGGUGUUUCUUCUGUCACUUCCCCCAAGAUGAUUUAUGAUGUUUUCAGAAAGCGCAAAGUCAUCUCCUUUGGUGGCUGCAUUGUUCAGAUCUUCUUCAUCCAUGUCAUUGGUGGUGUGGAGAUGGUGUUGCUCAUAGCCAUGGCCUUUGACAGAUAUGUGGCCAUUUGUAAGCCUCUCCAUUACCUGACCAUCAUGAGCCCACGAAUGUGCAUCUCUUUUUUGGUGUCAGCCUGGGUGGUUGGCCUUAUUCACUCUGUGGUUCAAUUGGCUUUUGUAGUAAACUUACCCUUCUGUGGCCCCAAUGUGUUGGACAGCUUUUACUGUGACCUUCCUCGCUUCAUCAAACUGGCCUGCACAGACACCUACUGGCUGGAGUUCAUGGUCACGGCCAACAGUGGAUUCAUCUCUGCGGGCUUCUUCUUCAUACUGAUUAUUUCCUAUAUUGUCAUCAUGGUCAGUGUUCAGAAACACUCUUCAGCUGGUUUAUCUAAGGCUCUGUCCACACUUUCAGCUCACAUCACUGUUGUUGUUUUGUUCUUUGGUCCUUGGAUAUUCUUCUGUACAUGGCCGUCUCCAUCCAUACACCUAGAUAAGUUUCUGGGCAUCUUUGAUGCAGUUCUCACCCCUUUCCUGAAUCCUAUCAUUUACACUUUCAGGAAUCAAGAAAUGAAGGUGGCAAUGCGGAGAGUGUGCAAUCAGCUGAUAAGUUAUAGGAAGAUCUCUUAAUUGAUGGACCUUAUUGUGAAGA